Musa acuminata subsp. malaccensis (wild Malaysian banana) is the source of this 743-nucleotide messenger RNA. RefSeq names its product NAD(P)H-quinone oxidoreductase subunit U, chloroplastic. Gene Ontology annotation, cellular component: chloroplast thylakoid membrane; chloroplast; NAD(P)H dehydrogenase complex (plastoquinone). NCBI's taxonomy places the organism in Eukaryota, Viridiplantae, Streptophyta, Magnoliopsida, Zingiberales, Musaceae. The record is from RefSeq and is a predicted model, not a curated record.
AGAAUUCAAAAUAUUAUACGCCCCGACCUCUGUUGUCCGCUCUCAUGGCGACCGUCGGGUUCCGGUCGCCUCCCGCGCCGCUCUGCACCCGCCGGUCCUUCUCCUCCUCCCGAGUGUCGCCGGCGAGGCAUCUCGCCUUCCGCGUCCGGAGCUCCGCCGUGGAGGAGAGUACCUCCUCACCGCCUCCGACCGACACCCCCGUCGAAAGCCAAAAGCUGUCCGCGUCGCUCAUCUCGGCCGCCAACGUACAGAAGGCGCUUCGAGGCAUCGCAAUUACUGAUGCUGAUCAUUACGGGAGGCUUGGAAUCCCCAGAGAGACACCCUAUGACCAGGUUAAGGUUGCCUAUGAAAAGAAGUGUGAGGAACUGAUGAGCAAAGGCUUGGAUGAAGAGGGAACCAGCAAAGAGUUAGAACUUCUGAAGGAAUCAUAUGUCGUCCUUUCAUCUGAAGAAGAAAGGAGAUUGUAUGAUUGGAGUUUGGCCAGGAGUGAGAAACCAGAUAGAUAUGUCUGGCCUUUCGAGGUCGACAUAACACAAACUCCAACAGAACCUCCUCCACCACAGGAACCUGAAGACGUAGGACCUACACGGCUUGUUGGAUAUUUUUUUCUUGCAUGGUUGAUACUGUCUUUUGCUUUAUCUGUAACCCUCAACAGAUGAGAGAAAUCUUCUGGUAUUGUAUUUAAACAUAAAAUUAAAAAUUAUUUCAAGUUUAAGCAUCUGUUAAUAGUGUGAAAUUUCUCU